Chenopodium quinoa (quinoa) is the source of this 1974-nucleotide messenger RNA. RefSeq names its product triose phosphate/phosphate translocator, non-green plastid, chloroplastic-like. Gene Ontology annotation, cellular component: Golgi apparatus; membrane. The transcript has 9 exons. Gene Ontology annotation, molecular function: antiporter activity. The coding region runs from base 409 to 1674 and encodes 421 amino acids. Gene Ontology annotation, biological process: transmembrane transport. The record is from RefSeq and is a predicted model, not a curated record. NCBI's taxonomy places the organism in Eukaryota, Viridiplantae, Streptophyta, Magnoliopsida, Caryophyllales, Amaranthaceae.
UAACAACAUUCAAAGUAUUUCUUUUUAAUCAAAAUCUCCACUCAUUCCUUAUUACACACCAACCCACCAAAAUUUCCCAUCCAACUCCAAACCCAAAAAAAGUAGGAGUAUAUUCCAAUUUCCAUAUUGACAACUCCAUUCACCAACCCCAACAAAAUAGAACCAAAUUCAUUUCAUUCCUUCUUUCCCUCAAAAUUAAGUCAAAUUCUUACCAAAAAUAAAUCAAUUAAUCCCACAAAAUUUGGACAUUACCAAAAUUAAAAAUUAAAAAUUAAAAAUAACAUUGUCAUAAAUAAAACCACCAAUAAAAAAGCAGAAUAAACACAACCAUUUUACAUAUUCUCUCUCACUCCUGCUCUUCGGCGGAGCCUCCAACGCUUCUUCUUCGUCUUCCCCAAAUCUCCUAAAAUGCAGAGCUCUGCAAUUUCAAUCUCACCUUCAAUUUCCCACCUUAAACCUCUUCAAAACCCUAAUUUUCAAAAUCGUCCUCUUUUUUCGAUCAAUUCACUCCCAAUUCGACCUUCUCUCUCUUCCGCCGCCACUUCAGCUUCACGGAGGUUAUCCGUUGUUAGCAGUUUGAGUGAUGAGUCCAGUUUUAAUCUGAUCCGUCGAUCUUCUUCGUCGAGAUUUGAUGGGUUGGUUUCUUUGCCAUCGUUGAAGGGUAAGAAGCCGUCGGAAAAGGAGGAUGAGCUUGUUGUUAAAGCGACGUCGUUGCCUGAGAGUGCUGAUGCUGAUGAAGCUCCUAAAGCGAUUUCUCGGACUUUGGAGCUUGGGAUUUUGUUUGGGCUUUGGUAUCUUUUUAAUAUCUACUUCAAUAUUUACAACAAGCAGGUUCUGAAGGCAUUUCAUUAUCCCGUGACAGUCACAUUGAUUCAAUUUGCUGUUGGGUCAGUGCUUGUUAUCUUCAUGUGGAUGUUCAAUCUGUACAAGAAACCAAAAGUUAGCGCUGGGCAGCUAGCUGCUAUUCUGCCAUUGGCAGUUGUACAUACCCUGGGCAACCUCUUCACCAACAUGAGUUUGGGUAAAGUGGCAGUAUCAUUUACUCACACUAUCAAAGCUAUGGAGCCAUUUUUCUCUGUUUUACUGUCUGCUGCAUUUUUGGGAGAGAAUCCCACUCCUUGGGUUGUGCUUUCACUUCUUCCCAUUGUUGGAGGGGUGGCUCUUGCGUCUGUGACUGAAGCCUCUUUUAACUGGGCUGGUUUUUGGAGUGCUAUGGCUUCUAAUGUGACAAACCAAUCCCGUAAUGUCCUUAGCAAGAAGGUCAUGGUAAAGAAAGAGGAAUCAAUAGACAAUAUUACACUCUUCUCCAUAAUAACAGUUAUGUCCUUUAUACUAUUAGCCCCUGCGACUAUUUUCAUGGAAGGUGUCAAAUUUACUCCUACAUACAUAGAAGCUGCUGGAUUGAAUGUCCAACAACUAUAUACAAGGUCCUUGCUGGCUGCUCUUUGCUUCCAUGCUUACCAGCAGGUUUCUUACAUGAUAUUGCAAAGGGUUUCUCCAGUUACCCAUUCGGUUGGUAACUGUGUGAAGAGGGUGGUUGUCAUUACCAGCUCUGUUUUAUUCUUCAAGACACCAGUUUCACCUAUCAAUGCUCUAGGCACUGGAAUCGCACUUGCUGGGGUUUUCUUGUAUUCCCGGGUAAAGCGUAUCAAGGCAAAGCCAAAGGCAGCUUAAUUUUGACUACUGGGAAUGGUUAUUAACUUUGCCUCAUAAUUUCUUUAGGCAAAGAAUUUCAUUUUCCAAUUGGGAGGACUAAGUUCUAGGUCAGAUUAGGCAUUUGAAUUUCUUCCUAAUAUCUUCCAUUCAAAUGCUUACGAGUUGUGUUUGAUCGAUCAUUGAGAAUUCUUGAAAUUUCUUAUUGACAAAUAGGCAAUCUUGUAGUUUUUGUUAUUCUUUUUAAAUUAGUUUUGAUAUGUAGAAUCCAAGUCUUACAUCCCACUAUCAAUCAUAAUCUGUUCAUGUUUUUCAUGCUCA